GAAACAGGACAAUAUUCUAGAAAAAACGGUUAUUUUGUGAUAUAUCUAAAUUCUCGUUAGGAAAUCACCAGUACAAUCAUUUGGAACAAGCCACGUGGAUAAAGGUUGGCAUCAUGUCUCAGAAGCAGAUAUAUUACUCUGACAAAUACGAUGAUGAGAAAUUUGAGUAUAGGCACGUGAUGCUGCCCAAGAACAUUGCCAAGCGUGUGCCCAAGACCCAUCUGAUGUCAGAGAUUGAGUGGAGGAACCUGGGCGUCCAGCAGAGUCAAGGCUGGAUACACUACAUGAUCCAUCAACCAGAGCCCCACAUCUUGCUGUUCCGUCGUCCACUGCCUGCAGCCUGAUCUCUCGGACAGAGGGCGAGAACCCAUAGGGAAGAAGAUAAGAGGGUGGCUGGAGAUGGUUGAACACAACUCCGUUGGAUGGAUAAAGACUAUUUUGUAAAUACUGCAUCGUAUACAGUGGAGCCAGAGUCGAGCUCCAACCCACUGACUCACUCACUGUAAAGCCUUUCACAUUUCCUCUGGACCUGCUUGGAACCCUUUCAUAUUUUUCUCUAUAUGUACUAGCUUGAUAAUGUUGCCAAUGUGUGCGUCUGGGAAGAAAAGGAAAAUAGCAACACAUUUUCAUUAUUCUCAACUUUAACCCACUACCUACUGUGAGUUGACUAACAUCUAAUUUUAAGGCAGAUAGUAAGAUGGUAAAUGUUCAAAUAUAGGAGGUGGCAUUUUGGCAGUACAAAUGUGCAGGGAUGUUACUGAAAUUACUGAUCAUAUACCUGUUAUAGCACUUGAUUCAAAACUUAUUUUGAAUACUGCAGAUUGCAUCAAGUGUAUGCACUCUUACGCUGUACAAAUGAUAGCCCUCUGGAUAUUGUGGAGUAAAAGGUUUUUUAAAAUGUUAAUAUAAAUCGUGACCUGCUGCAGUUAUACUGUAGACUGUCUGCAUUUUUAGAGCUGUCAAAAUGGGACCCAAUAUCUUCGUUGCCAUGUCUAUGAUUGUACAAAUCAGCUGCUCAGUUUUUAUGAAUUCUUGUACACUAGAAUUUUUUUAAUUUGACAUUCUUCUCACAGAUUGUAAUUUAGUUCUGCACUUUUUAACCUUUUUACAUUUUGCCGGUUUGCUUAUAGUGGUGUUAAAAGUGGCUUUGUAGUUGGAUAGAUUACAUGUCUAAAGUUUGGACACCUGGACACACUCAUUCAAGGGUUUUUAUUUAUUUGAACUUUUAUACAUUGUAGAAUAAUAGUGAAGACAUAAUUAUGGAAUCAUGUAGUGCUCAAAGUGUUAUUUUAUA
This is a messenger RNA of Oncorhynchus gorbuscha (pink salmon), 1294 nucleotides long. Its product is annotated as cyclin-dependent kinases regulatory subunit 1-like. The record is from RefSeq and is a predicted model, not a curated record. Gene Ontology annotation, molecular function: histone binding; ubiquitin binding; cyclin-dependent protein serine/threonine kinase activator activity. Lineage: Eukaryota; Metazoa; Chordata; Actinopteri; Salmoniformes; Salmonidae. Bases 114 to 344 code for a protein of 76 amino acids. Gene Ontology annotation, biological process: regulation of mitotic cell cycle. Gene Ontology annotation, cellular component: cyclin-dependent protein kinase holoenzyme complex; SCF ubiquitin ligase complex. The transcript has 4 exons.